CAAUUGGGUCGCUGUUUGAUGACGUAUUUGACAUUGGUAUGGGGCACUCGUGAAAAGUUGCUAACUAGCUAGCUUGUAAGGUCCAACCAUGGCUCUUAUUUCAAGAUCAUGCAGUGGGUUCCUCGCACAACUGUCAUCACUGACGCAUCACAAGGCUUUCAGUGUGUCAACAGCCGCAGCAGCCAUCCAGAAAAUGACCAGGGUUCGUGUUGUUGACAACAGUCCACUGGGUAGUACCCCAUGGCACCGUUCCCCUAGAGUCAUCCACGUCUACACCAAGAACGGAGUGGGCAAGGUGGGCGACCGCGUUCUGCUGGCCAUCAAGGGAGGGAAGAAAAAAGCUCUCAUCGUUGGCCACAAGAUGCCCGGAGAGCGGAUGAACCCGCGUUUUGACUCCAACAACGUUGUCCUGAUUGAAGACAACGGUAACCCUACGGGAACUAGAAUUAAAGUUCCACUACCGACACACUUGCGUAAAAUGGAAGGAGACUAUUCUAAACUGUUGGCCAUCGCUAGCCGGUUUGUGUAGUUCUGUAACAGGGCGGCAGGGUAGCCUAGUGGUUAGAGUGUAGGGGCGGCAGGUAGCCUAGUGGUUAGAGUGUAGGGACGGCAGGUGGCCUAGUGGUUAGAGCGUUGGACUAGUAACCGGAAGGUUGCAAGUUCAAACCCCCGAGCUGACAAGGUACAAAUCUGUCGUUCUGCCCCUGAACAGGCAGUUAACCCACUGUUCCUAGGUCGUCAUUGAAAAUAAGAAUUUGUUCUUAACUGACUUGCCUAGUUAAAUAAAGGUAAAAUUAAAAACAGAAGGUCCUUCGUUAAUAGUUGUGAUGACAGCCGUCGUGUCCUCACACAGGAUCAAGUCUAUGGAGGUGAUUCCUAGCACAUUUUCACGUAGUCUCCCAUUGACAUCAACGUACGACUAAGUGAAACAUUUGACUUUUAAGUGGGCUGUGUGCCCCUAUGUUAGCCAAUGGAAAUCUCUCCAAAUGUCUCUCCACAUGUUAUUGGUAAUGAAACCGUGUUGUCAAUGUAAACAGACCCUUUUUUCUUUUCUCCAUGUCAUUUAUGUUGUUUUGAUAAAUAAAGUUUACAUUAUUCAAAUGAUGCAUCUUUAUUAUUCCUCAGGGUGAACUUUUAGGGCCGGUUUCCCGGACACUGAUGAGCGUUGUCCUGGACAAUAAGACGAGUUCAAAGGAGAAUCUGAAUUUAAAUCUUCCACAGUAUUUAGUCCAAGACUAAUUCCUUUUUUUUUUUUUUUUUUUUUUUUGGUGUCCAGGAAAAUGUCGAACUCGAGGAAAGUCCUACAACGACAAAUCAAGGACCUAGGUGAAAUUAUGCUCACCACAGCCUACUGUUCAAAUUACUGUUCAUUCUAAUAGGUGGGACUCAGAAUUAUGCCUCACCUACCCUUUUGCUCGCUGCAUUUUCUGUAAUUACAGUAGUUAACGUUUUGUUCCCAAAUGAAUGCCGGUUGAUUUAAUUCCUUUUUGGAUCCUUUCUUGAACAGUUCCACUACAUGGAACAUUCAGAUAGAAAUAUGUUGUGUAGAACGAGCAAGGCACUACAUGGAACAUUCAGAUAGAAAUAUGUUGUGUAGAAUGAGCAAGGCUCUGACAUAUAGAAUAAAGAUUCAGGGCACCUCUGCUUGGGGACCAGACGGUGAAUUUGAUUCUGGAAAAUGGGUCCUUUACAAGCCAGAAUAUUAAAGAAAAUGAUAUUUGAACUUAC
This is a messenger RNA of Oncorhynchus tshawytscha (Chinook salmon), 1728 nucleotides long. It is a transcript of the gene mrpl14, whose product is annotated as mitochondrial ribosomal protein L14. NCBI's taxonomy places the organism in Eukaryota, Metazoa, Chordata, Actinopteri, Salmoniformes, Salmonidae. Gene Ontology annotation, biological process: translation. Gene Ontology annotation, molecular function: structural constituent of ribosome. The record is from RefSeq and is a predicted model, not a curated record. Gene Ontology annotation, cellular component: mitochondrion; ribosome. The coding region runs from base 89 to 529 and encodes 146 amino acids. The transcript has 3 exons.